AUGACCAUAAAAGCUGUAAGACUUUUCCUAAUUGAUAUGUAUAUAUAUAUUAAUUUAAAAAAUUUGAGUUUCUUUUUACUUUAAAUAUUAAAUUUUGUAAUAUAAUAGUGUUUUGAUAUCUUCAAUGUUACACUUUUAAUUGAAAGAUAGACAAAAAUAGUGAAAAAAUAAUUUUUGACAGAAAACAUAUGCUUCUUUCAUCAUGAUUAACAGUCUAUUUAUCAUAAACUUAUCAGGAGAUGUUUUUAUGGAGAAACAUUGGAAAAGUGCUGUUGCACGUUCAUUGUGUGAUUAUUUUUUCGAUCAACAACGAAGAGUUUUAACUCCAGAGGAUACACCACCUGUCAUUGCAACCCCACAUCAUUAUUUAAUAAGUAUUUAUCGGUGCAAUAUGUUUUUUGUCGCUGUAUGCAUGACUGAAGUACCACCAUUGUUUGUAAUUGAAUUCCUGCACAGAGUGGUUGAUACGUUUGAAGAUUAUUUUAAUGAAUGUACAGAAACAAUAAUUAAGGAAAAUAAUGUUGUAGUUUAUGAAUUAUUGGAUGAAAUGCUUGACAAUGGAUUUCCUCUAGCUACAGAGUCUAAUAUUUUAAAAGAAUUGAUUAAACCACCAAAUAUUUUGCGAACAAUUGCAAAUACAGUUACGGGAAAAUCAAAUGUAAGUGCUAUUUUGCCGAGUGGACAAUUGUCCAAUGUUCCAUGGCGAAGAACUGGUGUUAAAUAUACAAAUAAUGAAGCCUACUUUGAUGUUGUGGAGGAAGUGGAUGCUAUAAUUGACAGGACUGGUGCAACAGUUUUUGCAGAAAUACAGGGCUAUAUUGACUGUUGUAUUAAACUUAGUGGAAUGCCAGAUUUAACAUUAUCAUUUGUCAAUCCAAGAUUAUUUGAUGACGUGAGCUUUCAUCCAUGUGUUCGUUUUAAAAGAUGGGAGUCUGAAAGGAUAUUAUCAUUCGUUCCACCUGAUGGAAAUUUCCGGCUUCUAUCAUAUCAUAUAGGAUCACAAAGUAUUGUUGCGAUACCUAUUUAUGUGAAACAUAAUAUUAAUCUCAAAGAAUCGGGUGGUGGAAGAUUGGAUAUAACAGUUGGACCGAAACAAACUGUAGGAAGAGUUGUUGAAAAUGUGAGUUUGGAAAUUCCAAUGCCGAAAAUUGUUUUGAAUUGCACCUUGAUACCAAAUCAAGGAAAAUAUUCUUUUGAUCCUGUUAGCAAAAUACUAUUUUGGGAUAUUGGUAGAAUAGAUGUUUCUAAAUUACCAAAUCUUCGAGGAUCGAUUACUGUUCAAAAUGCUUCUUCAAGUGCAGAAUCUAAUCCUGCUAUUAACGUUCACUUUACCAUAAAUCAAUUAGCUGUCUCUGGACUAAAAGUCAAUAGAUUAGAUAUGUAUGGAGAAAAGUACAAACCAUUUAAAGGAGUAAAAUAUAUUACAAAAGCUGGAAGAUUUCAAAUUCGAAUGUAAAAAUUAUAUGAAAAAAAUUGUUAUAUAUGUCAUAAAAUAGUCAAUAAAAUUAACAUAUUUUAUACUA
Leptopilina boulardi is the source of this 1523-nucleotide messenger RNA. It is a transcript of the gene carmine, whose product is annotated as AP-3 complex subunit mu-1. Bases 203 to 1456 code for a protein of 417 amino acids. Gene Ontology annotation, cellular component: clathrin adaptor complex; cytoplasmic vesicle. Gene Ontology annotation, biological process: intracellular protein transport; endocytosis. NCBI's taxonomy places the organism in Eukaryota, Metazoa, Arthropoda, Insecta, Hymenoptera, Figitidae. The record is from RefSeq and is a predicted model, not a curated record. The transcript has 9 exons.